ACUCAAACGAGGCACCUCGCGAGUGAGGGGCUCAUCACUAUAGGGGAUUGACAUCAUAGAUUGACAGACAAACUACAUAGGGAUUGACAUUCUCUACUGUCAGCUCGGUUUCAGCGUUUCGUCGGAGUUUAUUAAAUUUGAAAAUCGUUUUCAUAAUUUCAUUUAAUAAAAAAGUUAUUUUCUCCUCAUUACUUAUUAAAUCAAUUAAAAUUACUGUUUAACUUAUGGAGAUAUUUAGUUAAUCGUUCUCUACGGUGUCCUUUUAUUGUGUAAACAACUUCGUUAGUAACCUCAAUAUCUUAUUGAUAAUAUUAUUAAUAUAGUUCAGUAACUUUAAUUUCAUCAAAAUGAGUUACAAUUCGGGUGGGAGUAGUGGUAAAGGAUUUGGCUUUGCUGGGUUUACAAUGCCGAAACGGAAUCCGUCGAACGUAUCCCUGCAUGCUGUACCUCCUCCGACAACUCCCAUGCACGCAGUUCCUCCUCCUACAUCAGGACUGUCAAAGCAGGGGUAUUCUACUAUGAACGCUAUUACUCAAACUGCUGUCACAGGCAAUUGGGGCAGUCUUGGCAAGAAACGUUCUAAGACUGAAGAUGAAUAUUUUGAUGAAGAUGAUGAGCCUCCUACCCCAGCUUUGGCCUAUAUACCUGCACCAGGGAGCCCUACAUAUGAUGCUGCAGAUGACGAGGAGGAAGAUCCUCUUGAUGCAUAUAUGGCAGGUCUGGAGCAGCAAGCAGCCAAAGACAUGGUAGCAAGUAAGGAAAAUGAAGCCAGUGGAAAGGGAGACAGCGGGAGAGGCACCAGAGGAGAUAUUGAUGAAAUGGACGAUGAGGAGAGUUAUUAUAAAUAUAUGGAAGAAAAUCCAUUGAGCAAUGCCGAUGAUGGAUCUGAUGUGGAAAUUGAGUAUGAUGAAGACGGCAAUCCUAUUGCUCCACCUAAGAAAAAAUUUAUUGACCCAUUGCCACCAAUCGAUCACUCAGAGAUUGAGUAUGAGCCAUUCGAAAAGAAUUUCUACACGCCACACGAGGAUAUAGAGAAACUCACAAAUGAACAGGUUGAAGAGUUAAAGAAGAAUCUGGGUGUUAAGAUAACAGGUCCGGACCCGCCGCGGCCGGUGAGUAGUUUCGCUCACCUCGGGUUCGACGAGCAGCUGAUGCGCGCCAUCCGCCGCUCCGAGUACACGCAGCCGACGCCCAUACAGGCGGCCGGCGUGCCCGCCGCGCUCUCCGGCAGAGAUAUCAUUGGCAUCGCCCGCACGGGUUCUGGUAAGACUGCGGCGUUCCUGUGGCCGCUGUUGAUACACAUCAUGGACCAGAAAGAGCUCGCGGUCGGCGACGGACCAAUAGGGCUCAUACUAGCUCCCACCAGGGAACUGGCGCAACAGAUAUACAUGGAGGCGAAGAGGUUCGGCAAAGUGUACAACAUAAGAUGUGUCUGUUGUUACGGCGGUGGCUCUAAAUGGGAACAAACGAAAGCACUUGAAGGUGGUGGGGCGGAAAUAAUAGUUGGUACACCUGGGCGUGUGAUAGAUUUAAUAAAGUGCAAAGCUACAAAUCUCAAAAGGGUCACAUACUUAGUAUUAGAUGAAGCUGAUAGAAUGUUCGACAUGGGGUUCGAGCCGCAAGUUCGGUCGAUCUGUGCCCAUGUGCGACCAGAGAGACAAGCGUUGUUAUUUUCGGCGACAUUUCCACGUAGAGUGGAGAGAUUAGCUCGCGAUGCCUUACACGAUCCCGUGAGAAUACAACACGGGGCGGCCGGCGAGGCUAGCGAACUCGUCACACAAUAUGUGCGAAUAUUCAAUAAACCAGAGGAGAAGUGGUCAUGGCUCCUUCAGAAUCUGGUUGAAUUCACAUCUGCUGGCAGUGUGUUAAUAUUCGUUACUAAAAAGUUAGAAGCGGAACAAACGGCCGCGAACCUGGGAGUGCAACAGUACGACGCGUUGUUGCUGCACGGUGAUAUGGAUCAAGCGGACAGGAAUAAAGUAAUAACCGCCUUCAAGAGGCACGAAAACAACAUUUUGGUCGCCACAGACGUCGCCGCCCGCGGCCUGGACAUCCCGCACGUGCGCACGGUGGUGAACUACACGGUGGCGCGCGACAUCGACACGCACACGCACCGCGUGGGCCGCACCGGCCGCGCGGGCGUGCGCGGCCACGCCCACACGCUGCUCGACCGCGCCCGCGACCGCGACUUCGCGGGCCAUCUGCUCAGGAACCUCGAGGGGGCCAUGCAGGAGGUACCAGAUGAGCUGCUCAGCCUCGCGAUGCAGUCCGCGUGGUUCCGCAAGUCACGAUUCAAGAAGGGCAAAGGGAAAAAUCUUAACGUGGGCGGCUGCGGAUUAGGGUACAAAGAAAGACCAGGUUUACCUCAACAUAGUGACGAGUCGCCGUCGGCAACAGUGGAGAAGGCUCACGGAGGUCCCGCCACGGACAGACUCGCGUCCCUCAAACAGGCCUUCCGUUCACAGUACAACCAGUUCACGGCGUCAACGGAUCAUUCGUGGGAACAAACUCGGGCGACGAUCCAGCCGGGCGUGAACGCCCCCGCCGCCUCCCAGCAGGAGCAAGAAAAACCAGACCGCGUACGCAAGAGCGCUGAAAUAGGUUUCGGUCUCCGAGGAAGUGGGCUGAAAUCAUCUUUAAAGUGUUUUUUAAACUUUAUUGUGCCGUUAGGGUUAUACUUAAAAACCCUCAGAUUCACUACGCAAUCUACUCCAGCAGAAAGACCAAGGCGAAUAGUAUGUCACUCGCGUAGGAUGUAG
Molecule: messenger RNA, 2759 nt
Organism: Diatraea saccharalis (sugarcane borer)
Lineage: Eukaryota; Metazoa; Arthropoda; Insecta; Lepidoptera; Crambidae
Source: the annotation of a GenBank genome assembly